AAGAGCUGCUAACCCAGUGCCCCUAUUGUGGGACCGAUGAUGUUGACAUCAACACCACAACAAGGGGGACAUGCUUGAAAGCUGUCAUGCGUUGCAAGUGUGGGAGGGAACGGUCUUGGCACAGCCAACCUUGGCUGGGGGGCCGACCUCUGGGGAACGUCCUGGUCUGCUCUGCAAUCCUCUUCUCAGCUGUGAACAUCUCAAAAGCGUUUAGGAUGUUUGAGCUUAUGAAGAUGGCAACACUUACAAUGUCUCAGUACUUUCGAACGCAGAAGGAGCACCUCUUUCCUGCUGUGAAUGAUGUCUACCUCAUGAGACAAGCAGAGAUCCUUGACCAGCUUCGGCCACUGCCCCUGACCCUUGCCGGGGAUGGCAGGUGCGACUCACCCGGCCACACUGCAUUGUAUGGCACCUACACGCUUCUGGAGACUGCAGCCAACCGUAUCGUGCACUUCGAGUUGGUUAAGUCUACUGAGGUCAGCAGCAGCAAUGCAAUGGAAGCCUAUGGUUUACAGAAAUGCCUCGCCUUUCUCGAGGUACACGACAUGACUGUGGACACCUUGGUCACUGACCGCCAUUCUGGCAUCAAAGCCAUGCUAAGGCGACUGUGCCCACACAUAAAGCACAGAUUUGAUGUGUGGCAUGUUGUCAAAGGAGUCAAGAAAAAGCUCUUGGCUCUCAGUCGCUCAACGAAACACCAAGUUGUGCAGCUCUGGAUUGAUAGCUUGACGAGACAUGCUUAUUGGUGUCCGCGUACAAGCGGGGAUGAUGGGGACCUAUGUCUUGCAAAGUGGGUGUCAGCAGUUAACCACAUUGUUGACAUCCAUGAGCACGACAACCCAUUGUACCCGAUUUGCUACCACGGCGCACUUUCUGAACCACGCAAUGGCUCAGAGAAGCAAGGGGACAAGAGAGACCAAUUGGUUUAA
Messenger RNA from Ornithodoros turicata, 929 nucleotides. RefSeq lists its product as uncharacterized. Bases 87 to 929 code for a protein of 280 amino acids. The record is from RefSeq and is a predicted model, not a curated record. The transcript is spliced from 5 exons. Lineage: Eukaryota; Metazoa; Arthropoda; Arachnida; Ixodida; Argasidae.